GAUUCACAGAAGAGUAUCAAUAAGACUCGGAGAGUUAUGGCCGGCGUAGACGCCCCAGAACAUCGUUAUCCAUACGUUGUAGCUCUCGCCCGAUUUUAUCCGGAAUCUGACGAUAUUGCCAGAUUCUGUACCGGCAGUCUGAUAGCCAACAACUGGGUGUUAAUAGCGGCUCAUUGUUUUGCUGUGUUCGACAUAGUACCGAUCAACACAUGCAUCAUAAUGUUCGGAAAUCUAACAAUUACACCGAACAAAAAUAACUCCGCUAAAAUACUGCAAGCGAUAUCCCACGUAAGAUUUCACAAAGAGCGUUUGAAAAAUGACGUCGGGUUGUUGUUAGUUGAACACGUGGAGUUAAAUAGCUACGGUAAAUUAUCGCCAAUAGAUUACGUUGCCCUGAUUGGUCGUACCUUAAAAUACGUUGGUGCUGGAUUGACUUCUUCAGAUUACGAAAUAGAGCAUUAUCCUGUGAAAACGAGGAUAAAGAUAAAGAAAGAUUCAGUGAGGCCUCUUCAAGUGGGUGAAGCUUUAGCAGUGUCGUGUAUGAGAUGGGAGAAAAGGAUGGUUGGAUUUAGUACUGUAUCUAUCUAUAACAACGCUUUGAUAUGUCUGCGAAGUAGGUGUUCGAAUAGACUGGGAGGGUCUCAGAGUGGGGAUUCAGGAGGGCCUCUGCUGUAUGAUGACAAAAUCGUCGGCAUCGCACACGGUUCCAUGCCCUCAAAUACUUAUGAGUUUUUCUACACAGCUGUGAGCCCACACUUGGAUUGGAUACUACGCACGGUGGCUACGAAACGAUAGUCAAUAAUACAACUCUUAGGCACCAGUUUGUGAGGAAAUAAAUAGUACUUUUUAAAUUAAAUUUGGAUUCACUAUAGAACAAGUUAAGAAGUGAAGAACGAAAGAGAGGAAGGGGAAGACCAAUAGCUUACAGGGAACAAAUUAAAGAGAAGGCGAACGUUGUGUCUUAUAAAGAAGUUAAAGAAUUGGUCUAGGAUAGACAAAGUAUGGAGAACGCUACAUUGACAAGAGCGUGGCUCUUAAGUUAGUAAGUUGAAAAUGUUAAAUCUACGAUAAAGGAACUUGCAUUUGAGUAUCGUGCGAAAAUUUUAAACUGUGUGAUUAUGCGGCUUUGAAUGUGUUAUGUGUGUGUUCUGACUUUUAUUGAAAUAAGUCUUAUAUUAGUCUUAUAUUAUUGUGUUAGACAUGGAAAAUUACAAAUACAGAUAUACACACAAACAAAUAGACUAUACUUAAAUCUGAAAGCAACACCCUCUGCCCGAGCUACGUUAUAUAUGCCGGAUAUACAUUACAUUACCGAUCGUAAAUUCACGAUACGGUUGAUUCACAGUUAAAAAUAAAAUGCGUUGGGAUGCUGAGUGGGUUACAAGACCAAUACUUUCAAAUGAAAUCACUUAAACUCCGCCAUUCAAUUAGCCACGUUACAGAUUUGACAAAAAUAUUGAGAAUUGAGUUGUUUAAAGCCCUAGCCGGGAUUCGAAUCCUCACGGAUCUUGUGAUGGAUGUACUCUGAAUACUCCAAUUGGGAUAUAGUUAUAAGCUUUUUUUAAUUUAUUUAAUUGACUCACCAACAGUUACUACAUUUAUACAUGGUUACAAUAGCAUACAACUUAAUUAAUUUAAUGGCCCCGAUUCCUGCAGACACCUCCUAAUUUUACUUUAAGUUAUUCCUGUCAUUUUCUUAUCGGCCGAAAAGGAAAGGGACGGAUGUAUGUCAACAAGUUAAUUUAAAAAUGAAUGAAUAACCCGUGCGAAUAAAAUAGGCAUCUCGCUGGUAUGCAAUCCUUUUGACGUGCUGUCUACUUCA
This is a messenger RNA of Pectinophora gossypiella (pink bollworm), 1822 nucleotides long. Its product is annotated as serine protease SP24D-like. Gene Ontology annotation, molecular function: serine-type endopeptidase activity. The transcript has a single exon. Lineage: Eukaryota; Metazoa; Arthropoda; Insecta; Lepidoptera; Gelechiidae. Bases 37 to 795 code for a protein of 252 amino acids. The record is from RefSeq and is a predicted model, not a curated record. Gene Ontology annotation, biological process: proteolysis.